This is a messenger RNA of Lathyrus sativus (Indian pea), 150 nucleotides long. The record is from the annotation of a GenBank genome assembly. Lineage: Eukaryota; Viridiplantae; Streptophyta; Magnoliopsida; Fabales; Fabaceae.
AUGCGGAGGAACAAAAAAGGUCGCCCGGUGAGCACGCGUAUUAUAACGGAAAUGGAUAACUUUGAUAAGCUUGAGAGAAAAUGUUCCAUGUGUCGUCAAAUGGGCCACAAUCGAACCUGGUGUCCCAAUGUGGGAACAAGUAAUCGUUAG